Marchantia polymorpha subsp. ruderalis is the source of this 2497-nucleotide messenger RNA. The record is from the annotation of a GenBank genome assembly. Lineage: Eukaryota; Viridiplantae; Streptophyta; Marchantiopsida; Marchantiales; Marchantiaceae.
CUUCGUGACAGGUGUUGAAUUACGAUAUUUCAUGUAGAAAGCUCGUCUAUGUUGACGGAGGAGUCAUAUUUCUCAAUCCGAGGAUUGUGGGGCCGCUUGGUUUCAUCUCAGUCUCCCUCGAUGGGGUCGAAUCCGUCGUGUCUACAAUAUUUCUCGAUGCUUCCCCGACUUCCAAACUUGAUGAUUGUGGAACACUUAUCAUAGCUCAAUUCGUUUUCGUAGAGGAAAAUUGCUGCAUCCCAUCAAGAGGACAAGCAAUUGGAAACGUGCAUGCGCCUGCGGGCGAGCGAGCGUGCGUGUGAAUACACUUGAAGUUCAGUGGUAGACAUCCAAUUCUGUCCUGAGGAGCGCAAUCGUCGGUCGAUGAUUCUAAAGCUUUUGGAGCAUUUGGAGGUGAGUCGCUUUCCGGAAGAGAAUCCGAGGGCAUGUCCCAACACUCGUGCGAGCCUGCGACGGGCGUGGCCACCGAAAAGAUUAAAAUUGAUUCCAGACAGGGAAGAGAAGAAGAGGGCAGGUACGUGCAAUCGAGGCAGAAUCUGGGCGAUUGAAUCCCUCCCAUCAGAAAAUUAAUCAAAUGCGCCAAUUCCUACACUGUGAUUCCCGAGUACGAUGCGAAACGCAAGCGUGCACGGGCCAAUGAUCGGGCGGGCAUGCACUCUGCCCGAUCUCAGCGCGUGUGAGCUUGAUCGACAAAUUUCGACUCAUGCUCGUGUAAUCCGUCGUUGGAAGAGAUAUGCAGGCGUCCACACAAGCCCAAAAGAUCACAGGCGGGAGUCAGCAAACGCGCAUCGAGAAGCAGAGGAAUAAUAUUCACUCUCCAGUGAUCAGACUACUGGGCAUCCCAGAAAAGCAAACUCUCGACACACAGUUCAGUUCGCAGCGUGAGAACUCGGAUUUUGGGUCCGCCAGUGGCAGGUUCACCAUGUUCCGCUCACACGGGCCGCAUGAACCAACUGUUACGGGACGACAUGAAGUCGACACCGCAAAGGUCACAAUCACUCCAACAGGCCGCUAGUCGCUGGAGUGCAGUCCAGCGGAGGAUCGAUUGGAUUAGGGAUUGCAUCGGUUAGGGUAGAAAACGUCGCGGAGUUCCAGAAGGAGUCACAUUCCCGAUUCCGGAUCGGAGAAGGAGCGAUUGCAGGGCCGGGGGUCGGAGGAGAGGAGAAGGGGCGGGGGAAUCCGCACCCACCACCGACUGCUGACAGACGAGACGCAGGGCAGAGCAGGUAGGCAGUUGGAGGUGCGACAUGCCACACCAUAAAUUUCCAACACACACAAAGGGGCCCUCGCGGACUCGCUCGGCCUACAAAGCAAAAAGCGGUCUGCGCUGUGAGGUGCAGACUGGUGCGGCCGCUGUUGGCUCAUCAUCGGACAAGCCAUUGAAGGUUGAUGCGAUGGGAGAGUGCAUUCAUUCACUCAUUCAACAAAAUCAAGCAUAUGUUCCGAAUCCGCACUGCGAUUUUAUUCGUGUCCGCGCGAGAAGAUGCUAAAGUUUGUCUGCUCCAGAACCAUUCAUUCAUUCUAUCAGUCAUUCAUUCAUUCAGUCAUUCAUUCCGAUCCCUUCAUCCUUCGAGCCACGGAGCUUCAUGCUUCCAUAACUCCCGAGCUUCGGAACAGAUAGCAUUUUCUGUCCGGAAUUCAUGCCCAUCACCACUCACGAGUAGGUCUCGCGUGUUUCUGGGACAUUAUUGACGCUCGCACUCUGAUUGCCGCUGGCUGUAAUGGACCAACCUUUCGAUUUGAUUAAAGCUUGGAUCUACUCCUUGAUGCCAAGGCUGUGCGACGAACGACUUCUGGGCGGAGUUUUAAUUCUUCGCCAUACUAUCUUUGCCCCUGUCGCGGGCCUGCGAAUUCCACACUAAUGAGCUCGCACUGCUAGAAGAGCAGCUCCUUAAUGGCCCCUUUAAUUCCGCAUUAGCCUUAACUGCUCUCCCUGCCGCUGCUUCUGAUCGUUAACCCACAACCAGCAAAGCAAGCUUUCCUGCCUUCAAUGCCUCGCUGAGACCGUUCGGUCUUCGGAUUAGCAGCCCGUUUCACAGAUAUUGCUCGGGAUGCCACCAUGUGCCCUCCAGUAGCACUCAGGCACGCUUCACUAGAUGCUCAAAGUCAAUCUGCAAUCCGUGCACCAGCUCAUUCGAGUUGGAACUUCGAAGCAAUUCAAAAUUAUUACGGAUUACGAGAUGGCGAGUCUAAUAUUGGAUUAGUCUAAGCAGCACUCCAGGCCACUUGCGCCAGUCCCUCGCUGCAGGUAGUGAUGGUUUUAUUUUAGCUCCCCUACUCUCGUCUACUCUACACUACGAGCGUUUGUUUGAAUGUUGUGGGUGGGCGUUCCGUUAGAGAGGACAAUGGUCUCGCUGAGUUGGUCGGCUCAUUUCCUUCCGUUCCAGUCUUCAGAUAGAACAAAGGUCAAACCGAAAGCUUUGUCUCCUCGGGUUUGAAUCCCAUCUCUGGUCUUCGGAAGCUCGAGUGACAUUUGUCCCGCCAUCGCUGGCAUCUG